Molecule: messenger RNA, 2511 nt
Organism: Echinops telfairi (small Madagascar hedgehog)
Lineage: Eukaryota; Metazoa; Chordata; Mammalia; Afrosoricida; Tenrecidae
Gene: ENPP5
Product: ectonucleotide pyrophosphatase/phosphodiesterase family member 5
Exons: 5
Coding region: 220-1680 (486 amino acids)
Source: RefSeq, a predicted model, not a curated record
CUCUGCGCCGGCGGGGCUGCUACAGCCACCUUCUCUCCCUUCGUCCCCAGCACUUAAGGACCGACCGGAUACCUACCAGGAGGGUUCCCAGGUCGGCCUGUGGGGUGAGGAUCGAAGGGAGAAGUCGGAAAGCAGCCCGGUGACAUCCGGGCGCGGACCUAGGGACGCACCCCCCUGCAUCGUGCAGCCGCCUCCUCCCCUGCUGGAGACGAUUAUUUUAUGCUGCGCCAAUCAAGCACUUUGAAAAUGACUUGGAAACUUCUCUGGGUGCCCUUCCUGCUUGCUGCAUGGGCACUUCCAACAACAUCAUCUCUCCAUCCAGACCAGCCAAAGGUUCUGCUAGUUGCAUUUGAUGGAUUCCGUUGGGAUUACUUGUAUAAAGUUCCAACACCCCAUUUUCACUCUGUUAUGAAAUAUGGGGUUCAUGUGAAGCAAGUUACUAAUAUUUUUAUCACAAAGACAUACCCUAACUUCUACACGAUGGUAACUGGCCUCUUUGCAGAGAGUCAUGGGAUUGUUUCCAAUGACAUGUUUGAUCCUGUUCUGAACAAGUCUUUCUCCUUGGAUCACAUGGACAUUUACGAUUCUGAGUUUUGGGAAGCAGCAACACCAAUAUGGAUCACAAACCAAAGGGCAGGGCACAGCAGUGGUGCAGCAAUGUGGCCUGGGACAGACGUGAAAAUCCAUGGGACCUUUCCUACUCGCUACAUGCCUUACAACCAGUCCAUUCCAUUUGAAGAGAGAGUUGCCAAAAUUAUUGAGUGGUUUACAUCGAAAGAGCCUAUUAAUCUUGGUCUUCUUUACUGGGAAGACCCAGAUGACAUGGGUCACCAUUUGGGACCUGACAGUCCACUCAUGGGCACCGUCAUUUCAGAUAUUGACAACAAGCUAGGCUAUCUCAUUAAAAUGCUGAAAAAGGCAAAGCUGUGGGGGACUCUGAAUCUAAUCAUCACAAGUGACCAUGGGAUGACACAGUGCUCAGAGGAAAGGAUAAUCGAGCUUGACCAGUAUCUGGACAGAGACCACUAUGUCCUGAUUGACCAAUCUCCAGUAGCAGCGAUCUUGCCAAAAGAAGGUGAAUUCGAUGAAGUCUAUGAAACUCUAGCUCAUGCGCAUCCUAACCUGACUGUGUACAAGAGAGAGGAGAUUCCGGAGAGGUGGCAUUACAGAUACAACCGUCGGAUUCAGCCCAUCAUAGCAGUGGCGGACCAAGGGUGGCAUGUGGUACAGAAUAAGUCAGAGGACUUCAUGCUAGGCAACCACGGUUACGAUAAUGCUUUGCCGGAAAUGCAUCCAAUAUUUUUAGCCCAAGGGCCUGCCUUCAGAAAGAAUUUCACAAAAGAAUCCAUGAACUCCACAGAUCUGUACCCUUUGUUGUGCCACCUCCUCGAUAUCACCGCCACGCCACACAAUGGAUCGUUCCAGAAGGUCCAGGACUUGCUCCGUUCAGCAGCUCCCAGAACAACUCCUGAUGGGAAGAGCACCACACCCCUCCAUGGUAGGACCAAGCCCAAAGAAUAUGAGCAAGAGGAGUCAUAUGCUUAUUUCAUAGGGGUCUCUCUGGGUAGCAUCCUCGUUAUCAUCUUCUUUGUAAUUUUCAUUAAGCAUUUAGUGCGCAGUCAAAUGCCCGACGUAGGAGCAGUGCAUCCUGAAAUAGUUCAGCCGUUACUGCAUGCCUAAUGCUGCUUUGAAGUGCGGAGUUCGCAGUUCUGUCAGUGUUCAGAGAGUUCGAAAUCUAGGAAACCUCUCUCAGACAUUUGCACAAACGAUCAAGCAGUGCUGUACAUCACAAACCACAACCAGUGUCUUUCGCCUUGUUUCCCUCUUGCACACACACACACACACACACACACACACACACACACACAAAGAGAACAAAAUACAAGUAUGGAUACUUGCAAAGGACUGAAGAUAUGAAAGUGUAUCUCCAUUGUUGUUUCUAGCUUAGGGGUAGAUAGCAUCCUGCUUCCUUUGGGCCUGGCGCAUGUAAUGUAAUGCACAGCAAGUUUGCACUCUUCAAAGCAUCUUAUACAUUGCACUUUAAAUGACUCUCUAUUGAGCGCUUCUUUUUGAAAUGCACUUUAUGGGCCAUUCUGUCUGACCAUUUACUUGGAAAGGAUAACCCGUGUUACAGGAAGACGUGUUAUUGCUCGUUCAAACUGAACGUGAUAUUCCGGAACGAUGUAGAAUUGGCUCUCCUCAUACGGGGAAGGCAAGCAGAAAGUGAAAACUGGAGAAUGAAAUCGGACAACGUCAGCAAUGGGGUUUUUGGAGAAAGGCCUCCCUAACAGCAUCUUGGGUGUUUCUUGUCAUAUUUUCCCAAAGGACAUCGUAUACAUUGUAUGUAUCGCACAAGUGAUUGAUCCUAACAGUAAUUAUUUCUAUCAUAAAAUGAUCGCUAUUUCCUGCACUCUGGUUUCUAUAAGCAUGGGGGCACCAUGCAUAGACAUUUUUUCCCUGUGUAGUCCAACAUUAGCCUGGAUAGAAGUAAAGAGAUUGGGUAUCGCCUCA